Messenger RNA from Epinephelus moara (kelp grouper), 3910 nucleotides. It is a transcript of the gene fam174c, whose product is annotated as family with sequence similarity 174 member C. NCBI's taxonomy places the organism in Eukaryota, Metazoa, Chordata, Actinopteri, Perciformes, Serranidae. The record is from RefSeq and is a predicted model, not a curated record. Gene Ontology annotation, cellular component: extracellular region. Bases 146 to 559 code for a protein of 137 amino acids. The transcript has 3 exons.
UUUACUUUAUGAUAUCAACAGAGUUCAGCCAACGCGACGUGUAUCUGGAAAACCCGGGUCUGCUCUCGGUUCCGGUGAAAAACGCCACACUCUCCCGCCAUUGCUUUCUCCUCUAAGUCCGCGCGGACAGUUUCCGGUUGUUAAAAUGACUUUUUACAGACUUCUCUCGGCGGCUCUUGUACCGAUCUGUUGGCUGUUCGUGUCCGCGGCGGAGGAUGUGACUCCAGCGGCCCCCGGCAGCACCGCGGCGAUCAAACCCGCCGUGACGAACUCCAGCGGGCUGAACUCCACACACAGCGGCGGCGGCGGGAAGGGUACCGAAGGGCUGUCUAACGGGUUCGAUGUGGACAGCUCGAUGAUCCAGAGGGCCCUGUACGUCCUCAUCGGCAUCACCAUGAUCGGAGUUCUCUACUUCCUGAUCCGAGCCGUGAGGCUGAAGCGACCCACCUACAAGAAGAAGUACGGCCUGCUGUCCAACUACGACGACUCCGUGGAGAUGGAUGCGGUGGAAAGCGAUGAGGACGACACGCUUUACGAAGCUCGCAGCCUCCGCAGAUGAGUCCCGUCGGAGCUGUCGUGUCGUCACCUGACGGAUCAGACGUGAUCACAUGGUAUUGAUUAUGGAUCAGAGAGAGAGACUGCUGGAGGAGGAAGAGACGGACCAAACAGUUAUUGAAGAUUAACGCCAAAGCUGCUCGACGAACCCGAGCGGGAUAAUUAUUAUUUUUUUAAGGUGGUAUUGGUUAGUUUGUGUUGAUAUAAUCACCUUCUGUUUAUUAUUAUUUCUAAGAACGUUCUUGUGUCUUGAGUUUUCUGCUCCGACUGUGCUUAAACUACUGCAGACUGACUCCAGACCAGCUGAGACACUUUGAGGUUUCACUUUCACUUUCUGCCGUCUGAUGGCGGCGGCGUGUUCGAGUUUAAACACUGUGUUAAAGGACGAUUCCGCUCUACUGAUGUGACUCUCCACCUGAGACUCAGUGAAAUUAGAACGUAGUUCACAAUAAACCUGAGUCAUCUCAAACACUCUGAGUCUGUGACACAAAGUAAACACUGAGAGCAGCCGUGUGAUUGGCUCACUGCAGACGUCCAGGUCGACUUUGUUUACCUGUGUGAGGCUGUCAGUGUGUGUCGUUGGCUGUUUGCAAACGAGUGCCUGAAACUUCCUGAUGUGCAGGAAUGAAGCUACACAGUCACAGCUGUGUGACGACUCCUCGCUCUCCACGCUCACUCUGAGAUGUCUUUUUUAUUUUGGGGUAUUUUUUUAAACUGAAUAAUCCAACACAGCCGAAACUUUCCUCUGAGGUGAUAUCAGAUCGCAGUGACAGUUCACACGGUCAUACAACCCCUGGAAAAGUUAUCAAACUACAAAAACUGUUUUCCAGGCUUUGAAUGAACGAUAUGUUUAGAAAAGUGUUGAUCACACGUUGUUUUGGCUGUUGUUUAAAAAAAGUUCACAAAGAGCCAAAGACAUGUCUGACGUUACGUGAAAUAUCUUCCUUGUGUUAUUAAUUAGAAAUCUGUGACUGUUGAAACAUCGCUUGUAUCACAUGAAACACAAACCAGAGCGAGGGUCUCGAUCACUGCACGAGCAGCGUGUGAUGCUACCUUGCUGCAGCUCGCACGUGUGUCACACAGACGGCGUUGCUGCUGUAACGACUGUAUUUACACAGUUAAAAGCUAAUCCCCUAAAAACUCACUGCACCGUGCAGCCGCUGCAUCGACAGCAUCACGACUCUGCAAAUAUUUCACAAUUAAAAGCGUGGUGUUGACAGAUGAAGGGAUCCUGUCACAGAUACACUGUCUGAAGGCUUUUAUUUUGAAACAGGAAGGGCUGAGUUAAUAAGAAAUAUUUUUAUUUUUUCAUAUCUGUGACAGAUAGACGUUUAAACUGCGGUGAAAGGUGGCGUGACGUUAAUAGACCAGCUCUGAGUGGACGUCACAGUUACGUCACAGCAGUGGCGUGCGCCUCCUGGUGGCAGAAAAACAGCCGACAUCAGAGAGAAGCAGUGACAGACCCAGAAUAAAAAUGUCUUGUGGUGUCGUUGGAUGUCAGAACAGGAACACAGUUUAAGAAAACCUUCAUUUUAUGGAAAACCGUCUCUGAGGACGCCGUAGUAGAAGAUAAAGUUUCGUCUUUGGUUAAUUCUAAUGUGUAUAUUCAGGCUGUAAUGGCUGCUGGACGCUCAGCAGAAGAGUGUGUUUGGAUUACAUGAACUGAAUCACUGAUGUGCUGAAAGAUAAUUCAUCAUCAUAGGAACUGUAAAAACUCACAUCUGUCAAACAUGAAUUUGUCUCAUUGUCCCUGGUUCAAACUUGAGUAGACGUCCACACAGAAUAUCAUUUAAUGUGGAAGCAACAUCAGACACCUUUGUAGAUAGCUAGCUAACGCUGUCUGUUCAUGAACUCCUGGAUCAGAACAGAAUAUAGAAACUGCUCAUUUUAGAAAGGACACCACAAGAAAACAUGUUCUUUGUUGAAAUUAAUAAACAGACACUGGGUCAUUGUUUGUUUCUACCUGUCAGCGAUCAGCCAUAGGUAGCAUGCUAGCUACGUUAGCUACAUGGCUAAUGUUAGCGAGCCUUUCACUUUCCCUGCCUGGAUGCAGAUGAACCGAUCUAAAUGCACAUUAAGGGUUUUCUUGUGGUGUCCUUCCUAAAGUGAGCAGUGGUGACAGUUAAUGUACUUUGUUAUGAUCCAGGAGUUAAUAAACAGACAGCGUUAGCUAGCUAGCAUGCUAGCACAUUGAUAAGAUGGACGUCCACAUUAAAUUAAAUUAUAUGUGGACGUCUCCACAACUAUUAAGGAUAAUAAGACAAAUCCAUGUUUGACAAAUGUGAGUUUUUUUUUCAACUCUUAUGAUUUAUCACCAUGUAAAUAAUAAAUAAUCCAAACACACACUCCUCUACUGAGCGUCCAGCAGCUAUUACAGUCUGAAUAUCCAGAUUAUAAUUAACUGCAGACAAAACUUUAUUUCCACUACACGUAGAUCAUAAACUCGUGGAUCGAAAAAUGACUCAUUGCAAUCGGUUGAGAAAUAUAAACGUUACAGUGAUUUUUAUGUUUUAUUUGGCGCUAAUGCCGACACCACUACUGUCACUUUCUGCCGCCAGUUUGGCUCCGCCCACAAAACACAUUUACAAACACAAAAAGAAUCUUUCAUCAAAAAAACACUUUCAAUUGUUUUUGCUGAAAACUGCACGCAGAAAAAUAAAACAGGCGGGGCUCCCACAGAGCGCUGCAGGAUGUACUUCUCUGUAGGCCGACAUUGAAGUCAGCGUCACCCUGGUUCCCUGGUCAGAAAGCAAACAGGAUUUUUUUUUGUUUGAUUUUGGAUUAUUACAGAAAAUAAACGUUUCUGAUCCUUCAGGUUUUGUCCAGUGAGAUAAUCUUCACUGACGAACACCACUUUAUGAUUACUGAAGAAUAAAUUAAAUCAACAGAGGUAAAACGCUAACGUAAGGCUGUAAACUAACUACAUCACGGUCACAUGACUUUAACGUCACCACCACAGUGAGGCUGUAAAGUCGUGUUCAGCGUGACGACGUUCUGUCGUCUCAUUUAGACUCUUGUUAGAGACACAUAAAAGCUUCAGAGUUCACACUGGGUAUUUACUGACGAAGAACAAAAUGUGAAGGUCUCUCAGCUUGUGUUAUUUCACACACUGAACCAAAAACACACUGACCUCAAGACCAGGGAACAGGAAGCGCUAACAUGCUAACUCAUUUCUGGGUUUUAAGAAUCAUACCCGGGGCACUCUCUUCUCUACACCAGUGGUUCCUAACUGCUCCACUUUUCUCAGUCAUCAGUUUAGCCUCCGCACACUUUAAGACAUGCUGCAUCAUACAUGCCUUUGCCUAGUUUGCCGUCUUCAAAAUAAAAGCUGUGCCAAAAAUUCACUGUACUUCAA